AUGAUAAACAGGUCUCGUGUCUUUGCGACUAUGGAACAUGUCCUACACAAUCGGCCGGUCGCGACUGAGCGACUGGCUGAGCAGCUGGAGAAGCCAUUGUUGGACACGAGGACGUACCGAGUCAUACGACUGGGUAAUCAGCUUCAGGCACUCUUGAUUCAUGAUUCUGAAACGGACAAGGCAGCAGCUGCCAUGGAUGUCAAUGUGGGGAGUAUGGCAGAUCCCGAAGAGAUGCAAGGGAUGGCGCAUGCGGUCGAGCAUCUCCUGUUCAUGGGAACUGAAAAGUAUCCAGGAGAAAACGACUACAACGCCUACCUGACCAAGUACGGCGGCUACUCGAACGCCUUCACUGCGUCAACAUCCACCAAUUAUUACUUCGAGCUUUCCGCCACGUCCACCGCGAGCAAUGCUGCUUCGAGUUCUGACGGCAGCCAAGCCAAGACGCCCAUAUCAAAACAAGAUGCUCCUUUGUAUGGUGCUCUCGACCGCUUCUCACAAUUCUUUGUGAAACCGCUGUUUCUGGAGGAUACUUUGGACCGAGAGCUUCGAGCUGUGGAUUCGGAGAAUAAAAAGAACCUGCAGAGCGAUACCUGGCGAAUGAUGCAACUGAACAAGAGCCUGUCAAAUAGCAAACAUCCAUACCAUCUGUUCUCUACUGGAAAUUAUCAGACGCUGCACGACGAGCCACUCGCCCGAGGUGUCAAGAUUCGGGAAGAGUUCAUCAAAUUCUACGAGAAGCACUACUCAGCAAACAGAAUGAAGCUUGUGGUGUUAGGUCGGGAGUCUCUCGACGAGCUACAGCAAUGGGUCGAGGAAUUCUUUGUCGAUGUACCAAAUCAAAACCUACCCCAGCUUCGUUGGGAUGAGGAGGUGGCCCAAUCUGCUAAGGAGCUCUGUCAGCAAAUUUUCGUAAAGCCUGUGAUGGACACGAGGACACUGGACAUCACGUUCCCAUACCCCGAUGAGGAAGACUUGUUCGCUUCGCAACCAAGCCGCUACAUCAGCCACUUGAUUGGCCACGAAGGCCCUGGCAGCCUGCUGACCUAUCUCAAAGUCAAGGGUUGGGCGAACGAACUCAGCGCUGGUGCCUCGCCGAUUUGCCCCGGAACUGCAUUUUUCUCCAUUUCACUUCGGCUGACGACAGAAGGACUCAAGAACUACGAGCAAGUUGUAGUUGCGAUCUUUCAGUAUAUUGCUAUGCUCAAAAGCCAAGAGCCGCACGAAUGGAUCGUAGAAGAGCAGAAAAAGCUCGCGGAGGUGAACUUCAAAUUCAUGCAGAAAAUUCCUGCUUCUCGCACAGUAAGCCAUCUCAGCGGUGUGAUGCAGAAGCCGCUGCCCAGAGAUUGGCUUCUUAGUGGCCAGUCUCUCAUUCGUGAAUUCGAUCCCAAGGCUAUCCGUCGUGGUCUGGAUGCCCUUCGUCCUGAUAACUUCCGUUUCACUGUCGCUAGCCAGGACUUCCCAGGAGAUUGGGAUCAGAAGGAGAAGUGGUAUGGGACGGAUUACAAGUGCGAGAAGAUACCGCAAGGACUUAUGCAGAAGCUCAUUGCAGUCACGCAAGCCCCUGCCAGCGAACUGCCAAGGGGGUUGCAUUUGCCCGCCAAGAACGAGUUCGUCCCUCAAAGGUUGGACGUCGAAAGGAAGACAGUGCAAGAGCCCCUCGACCAUCCCAAACUUGUGCGACACGAUGCGAAUGUUCGCGUCUGGCAUAAGAAGGAUGACCGAUUCUGGGUUCCGAAGGCGAACCUCUACGUCUUGCUCCGAACACCACUCAUCAACGACACGCCUUUCACUUCCAUCGUUACACAGCUAUAUCAAGAACUUGUCAACGACAGCCUUAUCGAGUAUGCGUACGAUGCUGAGCUUGCUGGACUCGGUUACGAUAUCGGAAAGAUGUCUGAAGCGUUCGCUGUCAGCAUUGGCGGUUACAAUGACAAAAUGCAUGUAUUGCUCGAAAAGGUACUGAUUGAGAUGCGUGACAUUGAGAUUAAGCAAGACCGAUUUGACGUCAUCAAAGAAAGACUCGUUCGUGGUCUACGCAACUUCGACUUCCAGGAGCCUUUUCGUCAGAUCGGCAGCUACAGUCGCUGGCUGGGUAAGGAACGCGUGUGGUCAAUGCAUCAACUGCUGGAAGAGUUACCUGCCGUGACUGUCGAGGAUGUCCGACAAUUUUAUCCUCAGAUCCUUCGGCAAAUGCAUAUCGAACUCCUUGUGCAUGGAAAUCUCUACAAAGAGGAUGCUCUUAGAAUCAGCGACAUGGUAGAGAGUGUCUUCAAGCCGCGCCCUUUGCCCCAAGCGCAGUGGCGCACAAGCCGGAAUCUCAUCCUUCCACCUGGCUGCAACUACCUAUAUGAGCGCACGCUUGCAAACCCCGAGAACGUCAACCACUGUAUCGAGUACAUCCUUCAUGUCGGCGAUCCGCAGGAACGUUCUCUUCGCGCAAAGCUGCUACUUCUGUCGCAGAUGCUCGAGGAGCCCGUAUUUGAUACCCUACGCACCAAGGAGCAGCUCGGAUACAUCUGCUCUGGUGGACCACAGUUCAACGGCGCUGCAGCUCACUACCGUAUACUGGUCCAGAGUGAGAAACCGUGCUCAUUCCUCGAGGAGCGCAUCGAUGCUUUCCUUGUGAGCUUCGCGAACACGCUUGAACAGAUGCCGCAGCAAGAGUUUGAGGCGCACAAGAUCGGCACUAUCAACAAGCGGUUGGAAAAGCUUAAAAACUUGAACCAGGAGAGUGGUCGCAUGUGGCACCACAUCACCUCUGAGGCUUUUGAUUUCGAGCUCGUUCGCCGAGACGUCGAAGCCCUCGAGCCUUUAUCCAAGAACGACAUCAUUGAAUUCUUCCGCCUCAAGUUCAACCCCAGCUCAGAACUGCGGGCCAAGGUCUCUGUACACCUCAUCGCACAAGGAUCAUCUGCUGCGAGCUCUACCGCUACGACUACCGAUGCGUCUACUCCGGCGCCAACGACAGCUGGAGAAUCAAACCAGACAUCGACACGGGUGUCGGUGCGCAUCACAGAUGUGAAGGCAUUCAAGGCCAGUCUGGCCUUGAGUGCCGGCUUACAACCAGUCAAAGAUAUUACCGAGUUCGAGGAUUUGGGAGCCAAAUUAUGA
Messenger RNA from Dissoconium aciculare CBS 342.82, 3111 nucleotides. Its product is annotated as LuxS/MPP-like metallohydrolase. Lineage: Eukaryota; Fungi; Ascomycota; Dothideomycetes; Mycosphaerellales; Dissoconiaceae. Gene Ontology annotation, molecular function: metalloendopeptidase activity; metal ion binding. Gene Ontology annotation, cellular component: cytosol; mitochondrion. The record is from RefSeq and is a predicted model, not a curated record. Gene Ontology annotation, biological process: peptide catabolic process. The coding region runs from base 1 to 3111 and encodes 1036 amino acids. The transcript is spliced from 3 exons.